This is a messenger RNA of Gymnogyps californianus (California condor), 1617 nucleotides long. RefSeq names its product WD repeat domain 4 (gene WDR4). Gene Ontology annotation, molecular function: protein binding; tRNA (guanine(46)-N7)-methyltransferase activity. Gene Ontology annotation, biological process: RNA (guanine-N7)-methylation. The transcript is spliced from 11 exons. The record is from RefSeq and is a predicted model, not a curated record. Gene Ontology annotation, cellular component: cytosol; tRNA methyltransferase complex; nucleus. The coding region runs from base 1 to 1266 and encodes 421 amino acids. Lineage: Eukaryota; Metazoa; Chordata; Aves; Accipitriformes; Cathartidae.
AUGGAGGGUGGCGGCGGCGGCGGCGGGGGGCGCUGCCCCGGUCCCGGUCCGGCGCUGGCGCUCCGCGGGGCGCUGAUGGCCGCCAGCGGCGGCGGCCGGCUCCUGGCGGCGCGGUACAGGGAGCCCGGUGAUGACAGUCUCUUCGUGUACGAUUGCAUCAAUGCGGAGAAGACGACCUUAGGAAAUAAAGGGCAGGAUGAAAAACCGACAGAUAAAGGAAGCGAUGACAUCCUAGCUUUUGCCUUCUCCCCAUCAGGAGAUUAUUUUGCCUUGACAGAUGACAGCAAACGUCUGAUUCUGUUCCAUACGAAGCCUUCCUGGGAAUGUCUUAGCGUCAGGUCCGUGAACAGGAGAUGCACUUCCCUGAUUAUUACAGCUGCAGAGGAUAAGAUUCUGGUUGCAGACAAGUCUGGUGAUGUCUAUUCUUACUCAAUAACAGAACCCCAAGCAGAAGGAAAACUUGAGCUGGGUCACUUGUCACUGCUAUUGGAUGUGGCACUGAGUCCUGAUGACCGAUAUAUCCUAACUGCAGACAGAGAUGAGAAGAUCAGAGUCAGCUUGGCAAAGGCUCCUCAUAAUAUUGUAUCCUACUGUCUGGGACACAGAGAGUUUGUAAGCAAAAUACUUGUCAUACCCAACUAUCCUGACCUGCUGUUGUCAGCUUCUGGGGACUCGACUCUGAGACUUUGGGAGUACAAAAGUGGGGAAGAAGUGUACUGCUGUCAUCUAAGUAGCAUCUGUGGGUCUGAGACAACUAAAACUGACCAGAAAUACCCUGUGUCAAGAAUAACCUACUGCUGUCAAGGUGGUUAUGUUGCCAUUCUUUGUGACUGUAUUCCCACAGUCUACGUCUUUCAGCUUGAUGCCAUUGCCCAGCAGCUAGUUUACAGACAGCAAAUCUCUUUGAAACAUAAAGUUUGGGACAUCGCAUUUGAGGAAACAGGAGAUCUAUGGAUUUUGGAGGAAGACAGUGAAGCUCCUCUUCAAUUGUACAGACCAUGUGAUGGACAGUGGAAGCCUGUAACUGAUGACAAAGGAUUACAGAAGAUGUCAAAAUAUCUUCAAGACAACUGGACAGUGUUUGAAGGUUUUGUUGGCGCAGAGAGCCACUACAGCAGUCUCUACAAGGCUUCAUUUGAUAACAUGGCUGCCUACCUACAGAGGAAAGAGGAAAGGUUACAGCAGCAGAAAAAGAAAAGGCAGGAUCUGCAACGUGGUUCGAAUGGACAAACAAAAAAGAUGAAGACUGAAGAAUCACCGCUAUGACACUGUUGUUAGCUUGUAACUUUUGCCUGGCUGAAAGGAACUGAUCUGACUGCAGACUGUUUUUAAAUGUAAAAGAAAUUAUGGAAGAAGACUGGUUUAAAAUUUUAUUCAGAUUCAGGUUUUCAGGUAGCCUGAUGUGAAAAUACCCUGCUUGCAGCAGAUAAUGCAUUUACGAUAUGCCUAAGCUUCUAGCAGCAUACAAGUGUUAGCGGUUCAGUCCUAGGAAUCUCUAAUGCAUGAUAUAUCAAUAUUGGAGAUGGUAUUUUCCUUGAAACAGGAUUUUCUUUUUGCCUACUGUGUUCAGGCUUUCUUCUUCAGGUGGGAGUGCACGGAUUAAAGUUGAUGUCAUUU